Molecule: messenger RNA, 2059 nt
Organism: Drosophila mojavensis
Lineage: Eukaryota; Metazoa; Arthropoda; Insecta; Diptera; Drosophilidae
Exons: 5
Coding region: 124-1893 (589 amino acids)
Molecular function (GO): protein binding
Source: RefSeq, a predicted model, not a curated record
AUUUUUCUUACAUUUAUAUCUGAGAAAUCUUAAGUUUGCUUUUAUUUGUUUUUCCUGAACAUUUAUUACAAUAAUUUUUUAUAUUUAUCAAAUUUUAAGUUAUUUUAUGUACUUUUUGUUUAAAUGGAAGAUUCUGUUAUUAUCGAAGAUGUCAUUGAACAGCCAAGCACAGCGGACUGCUCGGUUGACCCUCCUGCACCGCCUGCGCAACCUGCACCACCUGCAUCAGCUCCACCACCUGCAUCAUCUUCGCUCCCGGACUUGCAGAUGUCGUCGGCUCACAUUCAACUGAGCGCCGAAUCGUCUGACGAGCCCACUCUGGAGGUGCUUUGGAAUCCGUCAACGCUGAUCGACCUGGAGUCCGAAGAGUACGAAUUGAUUAGACUGCAGUCGAGCACCGAACUAAAGCCGAACGGAUGCAAUAGCUCGAAAAGCUUUACUGCAGAGAUGUUGGAGCUGCAUGAACUCAUCAACGAGCAAUUUCCAUUAUCAGAGACGUCGGAGGAUAAGGUAGUAAGCCUUGAAAGUAGUUCGGAUAGUAGGAUGACAAAGACUUUCAUCAACCAAAUGGACAUCAAGUCAACCUUCCAGCCGUGCUCUAGCGAGGAUUCGGGCCCAGACUCGGGAAUAACAUAUAAUUCGCAAGCGAAUAGUUACAUCUUUUUCAUCUGCUUUCUAUUCUGUUCACUAUUCUUCUCAUCUCAUACAAAUCCUAUUCUUCUCUGUCUACUGUUCUCAUCUCUCGUAUCCUUCCUGAUCCCACUUAGUCGCGUUAACUCCGAAGAGAGGCUGCCCCUAAGGGCAUCUCAUCUAAAUGAGAAUUUCAGACUAAUUCCUUUGAUUGAUAUGAGCGAUGACAUACAUUAUGACAGGAAGGAGCCCGAGCGGCCUUGUUAUAAAGAUCAGUUGGAGCCAAUACUGAAGGCUGGCCUUAAAUGGGAUGUUAAGGUGUUUGUGGGGAUAUAUAAGUUCUAUUGCUUUCAGUGCGUGCUGGAAGUCUAUUCCCCCUACUUUCGACGCCCAAAAUUGGAAGAUGUGGUGCAAUUGCCAUCACAUAAGGUCACGCCGCGGGCCUUUCACACCAUCUACUAUUGGAUGCUGCACGAAAAGUUGCAGCCUCAUAAACGCUACAGCAAUCGCUACUUGCUGGAAAUCUAUAGUUCGGCCAAAUAUUUAGGCAUCCCGGAGAUAAUCGAAGCCGUCUGGAAUAACCUGGACAUUAUUAAGAAUGAGAACGAGGCCUUCACCCUGAUGCCCGACCUGAACUACAUGGAUUUGACGAACUUUGAGUUUCUCUGCUACGCACGCAUCAGUCGCUUCUUUCUGACGCUUGUCGCAUCGCACGAGUUCAUCGAAAUGGAACUCUACAAUGUCAAGCGACUCCUUUCCAAUCACAAUGCUGGCGUCAACAGUGAGAUUGAGAUCUUCUAUUCGGCCGUGCGUUGGGUCAGCUAUGAUUGGCCCGAUCGGGUUGACCAUGUGCCUGACCUAAUGAAGUGCGUUCGUUUUAAUCAUCUCUCGCCCAUAUUCUUACGUUUCCUGCAAAAGCAGCACAACACACGUGUAAUGCAGUACAUAGCCAAUUUACCAUAUGUGCAGGACCAGAUCAACAAAGCCUUUAUCUACGCCUCCGCUGAGCUCUUCUGCAAGGAUCCCCAGCAGACGUUGCCAUUUCCGGUGCCCGAGUACGAAGUGCCGGAGCAGCGCCGUUGGAUCUAUGACGAAAAGUGCUCCUAUCAUCAUGACCUCAAGUGUAGCCAACGUCAGUUCAUUACCUAUCAACAGUUCCUCAGCUAUCUGGAGAGUCUGCACGAAACAGGACCUGAUUACUGGCGCAACCUAGUCUAUAUAACCGAGCCCAUCAAGUGCUGCACACGGCUCAUGCCUGAAUAGACACACACACACGCACAAGCACUGGUCUUUAUAAAUAUUUAUGUAUGUAUACAGUUACACACCUCCACUGUGUGUGGCUGGCCAGGCGGAAGUAUGCCGCAGUAUUUGGCCAGCCAAGUCUUUCCAGUUGGAUUUCAUCGGUUUUUAAUAAGACAGCUAAAUGCGA